AUGGAUCAAUCAAUCCAGCGGCUGCUGAACGAUAAGCUAUACGAUAAACGAAAACAAGGGGCUCUUGAGCUAGAGAAAAUCGUCCGAGAUGCUGUCUUCCGAGGAGAGCACGAGAAAAUUGCCAGAAUCGUCGAACAACUCUGUCACGACUAUGCUUACGCCGUACACCAACCCCAUGCCCGAAAUGGCGGUCUAAUCGGAUUGGCAGCUGCCUCCAUCGCCUUGGGAUCGGAAGGAGUGGCACCCUAUUUGAGAGAAAUCGUACCACCCGUCCUCGCUUGCUUCUCCGAUCAAGAUGCGCGGGUUAGAUAUUACGCUUGCGAGAGCAUGUACAACAUCGCCAAGGUGGCCAAGGGAGAGAUACUUCUCUUUUUCAACGAUAUAUUCGACGCUCUGGCGAAGCUUGCCUCCGAUUCAGAGCUCUCAGUCAAGAAUGGGGCUGAGCUACUGGACCGCCUCGUGAAGGAUAUCGUGGCUGAAUCGGCAGCUUCAUAUGUCUCGGUACUACAGAUAUCUGAGAAGGAAGACCCAACCGAUCUCGACGAAACCGAACUCCCUACAGCAUUCUCUCUCGCAAAGUUCAUUCCUCUGCUCAAAGAGCGAAUCCACGUGAUCGGGCCAUACACUCGCAACUUCUUGGUUUCUUGGCUCACCCUGUUGGAUACGAUUCCUGAUCUGGAGCUGGUUACAUAUCUGCCUGAAUUCCUGGAAGGAUUGGUGAAAUUCCUCGGGGGCCCGAACAAAGACGUCAAUGUUGCUACGCAAGGGCUCCUUGACCGAUUCCUAUCGGAGAUCAAAAGAAUCACAAGACUGAAGAAAGGUAUUGCGGAGAGCCGCAAAGAUCAGGAGAGCCGCAGACGCUCCGUGACGAGUGACUCAAUGAGCUUUAGCGCCAAGACUGAGACCGAUGCUGCCGAUAAAAACGACAUUGCGGUGGAUGACUCCGAGUCCGGAUCUCUCUUUGAUGACGAAAUAAUACAAGUUGACGGAGACUGGAUUCCAGGGCAGGACGUACAGAUUGACCACCCUAAGAUUUUGGAUAUCCUGGUCAGCUUUGUCGACACAUCAUACGACGAAGAAAUGCAACUUACUGCACUCAGGUGGAUCGACGCCUUUUUCGAGAUUAGCCCCGAGGACAUUCUACCAUUUGUACCACGGCUUUUAACCCAGGUGCUCCCGGCCAUGUCAAGCGGCUCGGAUCAAGUGCGGCAGGCAGCCAAUCGUGUCAACAAAUCCCUUCUUGAAUACAUCUAUUCACUCUCUGAUGAUGCGGCGGAUGAUGUGCCUCAGCCUUCCUCCAGGGUGCCUUCAACCGCGCCUAGCAAAGAAAGCGUGGAACGAAAACCUUCAGAAAUCGCGAGCAUCGAUGCCAGAAGAUCGACGACAGAGACUUCUAGAGCUGCCACCCCUCGUAGUAGUAUUGUUUCUACCCCAGUGCCACCCGUUGAUCUUGACUAUGCUGCAGCUGUCAACUCACUCACAUUGCAAUUUCUGAACGAGAAUGAAGCCACUCGAGUAGCUGCGCUCUCAUGGCUCAUUAUGUUACAUCGCAAGGCCCCGCGAAAGGUGGUUGCGUUUAAUGAUGGAACAUUCCCAGCCCUCUUGAAGACCCUUUCCGAUCCUGCAGAAGCAGUUGUAACCAAAGACCUGCAGCUUCUGUCUCAGAUUUCGAGAAACAGCGAGGAUAACUACUUUGCGUCUUUCAUGGUCAACCUAUUGCAGCUCUUCUCCACCGACCGACAUCUGUUGGAGGUCCGUGGGAAUCUGAUUAUUCGACAACUGUGUCUUAAUCUAAGCCCUGAACGGAUUUAUCGGACACUAGCCGAUUGUCUUGAAAAAGAAGAGGAUAUUGAAUUUGCUAGUAUCAUGGUGCAAAAUCUGAACAACAAUCUCAUCACUGCUCCAGAGCUAUCAGACAUGCGAAAAAGAUUACGAAAUCUUGACUCAAAAGAGGGACAAAUGUUCUUCGUUGCCCUCUUCAGAUCCUGGUGCCAUAACGCUGUCUCUACAUUUUCACUCUGCCUUCUCGCGCAAGCCUAUGAGCAGGCUUAUAAUCUCCUCCAGAUCUUCGCUGAGUUAGAAAUGACUGUCAAUAUGUUGAUUCAGAUCGACAAACUGGUGCAACUCCUCGAGUCACCGGUCUUCACAUAUCUUCGCCUCCAGCUUCUUGAGCCAGAAAAAUACCCAUACCUGUACAAAUGUCUUUACGGUGUCCUCAUGCUCCUCCCCCAAAGCUCAGCUUUCGCUGCAUUGAAGAAUCGCCUGAAUAGCGUCAGCAAUAUAGGAUUCCUCCACGCUGCACCCCGCAGGUACGGCAUCUCGUCCCUCAUGUCUAAAAAUGAAAUUACAAAGCUCACACUACCUCCUAGCACCGCGCAAGCAGGGCCAUCAUCAUCAACGUACGACCGUCCCGGCGGCAGCCGUCUGAAAACUCGCGACGAGAACGGUAUCCGUUGGGUCGAGCUCCUCGACAAAUUCAAAUUUGUCCAAGAACGAACGCGCCGAGCCCAGGCCUCGCAACACCAGUCACUCGAUGCAACCGAUUCUCUACAUAACCCGUCCCUUACUGCCGCUCUCUCGGCUGCGACUGCAGACCGUAGCAGAGAUCGGACGGGUCUUCCAGACAUCCCCCGAGGCAUGGUCGGAGGUUCUGGGGCUAUGGGUCCCGGCGUGGGAGUCGCAGGCCUAGGUGUGGCGGGUGGUAGUGGUGGAGGCCGUGCGCUUGAACCGAAAGUCAGCAAUUCGUCGUCUUUGCUUGGAUCAGGACAUAAGCAUAAGUCAAGUCUUCCGAACCUGGGCCGUUUAGGGAUCGGAAGUCGCAAGUCAAAGAAAUGA
Molecule: messenger RNA, 2835 nt
Organism: Penicillium cosmopolitanum
Lineage: Eukaryota; Fungi; Ascomycota; Eurotiomycetes; Eurotiales; Aspergillaceae
Product: VAC14 family protein
Exons: 9
Coding region: 1-2835 (944 amino acids)
Biological process (GO): phosphatidylinositol biosynthetic process; positive regulation of kinase activity
Cellular component (GO): fungal-type vacuole membrane; endosome membrane; PAS complex
Source: RefSeq, a predicted model, not a curated record